UAAAGCCAGAUUUGUAAGCUUCCUACCACAUUACUUCGCCUUCUUGUCAUUAGAAUUCGGAAAUUGUGAGAUUUCUUAAGGAGAUGCAUGAUCUAGACUGCUCACUCCAUGAUCUACUACUCCCGUUUUCCUCUCUUCCUUUCCUGGGACCGUCAGUAGUUGUGCCAACUUGACAGAGGAACACGACAGGAGCUUUAACAGUCACUAACUUUCAAGUCUUCAUCAGGUUCUAAGAUAGGGCAGAAAAAGAUACACGGAUUUUGGCAAACUCAGAAAUUUGUAUGGAAAUUGCUUUCCAAAAGGGAAGGAAAAAAAGGAAAAAAACCUUUCUUUGUCCUCCCUGCCCCGGUCUCUGCUCCUGUUCAGAGCAAUCCAAGCUGGCCUUGUGAGCAUCCACUUCCCCCUAGAGCUCGAAGAUUAGGGAAAAAACAAAACAAAACAAAAAAACAAAAAACAAAACAAAACAAAACAAAAAACGGAAUAAGGCGGCGCUCAGGACCAAGCAGAAGUGUUCUGCAUCCUCUCGGUUCCUAUUAGCUACAAGGUUUGGAAACUCGGCUCUUUGCCACUGAAGGCCAAUUUUUUGACUCCUCCUAUUAGUUGCAGAGAUUCUCCCCACCUUUCUCUACCUAGGUCCCCAAAUCGGAAAGUUGGUAAGGAAAGGAUGUCGGGGUACCUAGGGGGUCUAGAAUUUUUUGAAAUUUUCCGGGACUUGCUUGCAGCACUGUGAUUGGUCACAAUAGAUGUAACCUUCAUGCAAAUGAAGCCGCGACGCCACCCAGCUGCCUGGAAAUCAAUAGAGACUGGAAAGAAGGGGGCAUUCGGACUGGGACAAGCCCAGGGAAAACGUUCCGCAGCACAGAAACGCAAACAACCACUUCUCCCCCUCCCUGUCCCCUUUCCCUUCACCCUCCCCACCCCAGCACAGAAAGAGACAGCGUUUACGGACUCCCCCGCCCCCACCCCUUCCCCUUUCCCCCUCCCUUCCCUCCCUCCCUUUCUCCCUCUUUCCCUCCAACACCUUCCACCUAGACCAUCUCUAAAGGGACUUCUUGAUUUCCUCCAAUUUCUUAUGAACCCAGGAUGGGCAGCAAAGAAGACCCUGGCAAAUGUUGUCCAGCUACCGCCCCCAUCUCCAGCUUCACUAUCCAGUCCAUCCUGGGCAGCGGGCCUUCUGAGGAGCCCAGGGAGAUCGGGUCCAAGGGAGCCGCAGGCUGGGCGAGCCGGAAAAGGAGUCUGUCGGUAUCAUCGGAGGAAGAGGAGGCGGAUGACGGCUGGAAACAUUCUGGCUGUUACUGCCCGGACUCUCAUGGCCCGAAGGAGUCCGGCCACAAGCACCAUCAGCCCCUCACAAUAACUUGUCUCAGUAACUCAAAGGCCAGCGGAGGAGCCGGAUCAGUGAGUUCGGACAGGACGCCUUUCCUCUCCCAACCCCAACAAGACUUUAAGGAAGAGAAAGAGAAACACUUCCACUCCGGGUCACCAUCACCUGGGGCAGAACGGCCGCGAGAUUCUGGAGGAGAUCGGCAAGCUGGAUCCGCCAAAAAGAAGACCCGCACUGUGUUCUCCCGCAGCCAGGUGUACCAGCUCGAGUCUACAUUCGAUAUGAAGCGCUACCUGAGCAGUUCGGAACGGGCUUGCCUUGCUUCCAGCCUACAGCUCACCGAAACGCAGGUGAAGACUUGGUUCCAGAACCGGCGGAACAAAUGGAAGAGGCAGCUCUCCGCAGAGUUGGAGGCAGCCAAUAUGGCCCAUGCCUCAGCCCAGACUCUGGUGGGGAUGCCACUGGUGUUCAGAGACAAUUCCCUGCUACGGGUCCCGGUGCCCCGAUCGAUAGCCUUUCCGGCCCCUUUGUACUAUCCAGGGAGCAACCUGUCAGCCUUACCUCUCUAUAAUCUGUACAACAAGAUUGACUACUGACCAAACAGACCCCCAGCGGACCUGCCCGCUCCCUUGUCGAUUUCAAACCCUUUUCCCAUCGCAUUUCCUUUUUCCGUUGCUAUUGAAAAAGACCUCUGAAACUGACGCAUUUCCCCAUUUGUAUAGGAAUGAAGGCAAUGUGCUUCUCUUAAUAUUAAGAAAUACACCAUGUGUAUUAAUUAUUUCUUAUUUAUGGAUUCCUCUCCUUAUUUUUAUUUGAUUAUUAUAGGGUAUUCAAAGGUGCUUCUUACGGCAGAUAGCCUGCUUUCAACCCAAUCUAAUUUUUUUUUUCAAAUAUUGGUUUUUUUUUUUUUUGGUAGGGGAGGGAAGAAACUUCCCUAAUCUGGGGAACAAUCUUUUUCAGAUCUGCUUCGGCAGAUUAAAAAAUUGGAAGGGGAAAAAUUAAAGAUUUUAUAUACAUACAUCUAUAGUCUAUAUAUAAACAUGCAUAUAGAUAUAUAGAUAUGGAUGUUUCCAAGAAGGACACUUGUUGGCUUUUGCCUCUUGUAUAGCUUCCUUUCCAAGUUCCUCUCAUCUAGGAAUGAGUAGGCACGAAAGGGGGAUUUCAAAUCUGUAAAUAUUUUUAGAAAAAAAAAGGUGAAGACAAAUAAAACAUUUUAAUCAAAGUUGUAACUCUGACUGGUUUCAUUCUAAAAGUCACGCUUCUCUACGUUAUAAAACUUUGCUGCCUCCCA
Molecule: messenger RNA, 2615 nt
Organism: Antechinus flavipes (yellow-footed antechinus)
Lineage: Eukaryota; Metazoa; Chordata; Mammalia; Dasyuromorphia; Dasyuridae
Gene: HMX2
Product: H6 family homeobox 2
Exons: 2
Coding region: 1084-1920 (278 amino acids)
Biological process (GO): regulation of transcription by RNA polymerase II
Cellular component (GO): nucleus
Molecular function (GO): DNA-binding transcription factor activity, RNA polymerase II-specific; RNA polymerase II transcription regulatory region sequence-specific DNA binding
Source: RefSeq, a predicted model, not a curated record